AUGGCCAGCGGAAAAUCUAUUGAAAUUCUCGGAAUCGAUGAAGAAGAACUCCUGAAAACUUACCGACUCUCGUCUUUGAAGCCUAGCAAAUGGGAAGACAUAGAUCCCUCGACUACCUCUCAAGAUGUCCGUGGUCUCAGUACUCCCAAUUCGACCAAGUUCUCGAAAGGAGAAGACGAUCCACUCGGACUACUAAGAGGGCCGAUAUUGGCGGACGUGUCCGGGGACCUUCGUAGCACUGUUUCGACAACCUCCAAAACUUUUGAUCCCAAGGCUUUCUUAUCCACUGUCCAUCCCAACGCAAGUUUCAGUGACUUGAAGAAGGGGGGAGCCAGAUUGAGAGAAAGUUUGGAGCAGAGGAGUGAAGCCUUGAAAAUAUUGGUCGAAAGCGAAUUCGAUCGCUUUGUGGCCGUUAAAGUUGCCAAUGAAGGUGUAUACGAGCAAAUGAAAGCCGGUCCUUUGAGAUCAGAAUGUGACUAUGGAACCGCCGACCUCAAAGAGUCACUUCGGCUGGGUACGUCCAAGGCCGAUCAGGUCUAUACACCACUGCUUGAGAACCGCAAAAAAGCGGAACGACUGCGAAGUACGCUUGGUGUUUUCGAGCGCAGCAAGUUCUUUUUCAACCUACCUGGUACCCUCAUUGAGGCCAUUGAAGCCGAAAAGUACGACGCGGUCCUCUUGGCUUACAAGCGUGGCAAGAACAUGCUGGAUUCCCGACCAGGUCAAGUCUUGAAUUUACCAGCACCAAGUAAUCCCGAGCAGCUAGCACAACAAAAGAGAAUUUUCGACAAAGUCUGGUCGGAUGCCGAAAAAGUUGUUAAUGAUUUCAAGCUUAAGCUCCUCACAAAGUUGGCUUCAUCCACUACUGGCUCCAAGCCGCUUGAAGAAAUUGAAAAGACGAUCGAGAUAAUAUUGGAAUUAGAUCCGAUGUCCGAUCCUGCUUGGACUUUCUGCGAGAACCAAUACAAAUCGACCAUGGAAAAGCUAGUGGUCACCUUCAAGGAAGCCGCUAGGAAAACCCGAGUUAUCACUGCACAAGCAAACUCUAAAGAGUUGUCCGAAGAACAGUUGAUUGAGGAAUUGCGAGGCUGUUUGAUUGCGAUCGAACCAACGACAAUGAUAGUUUCUGAUGCUGUCGUCAAGCAUGCGGCAGGCUCCGAGGUCUGGUGUGCGAUUCUCGAAUUGAUCCGAGUCUCAUCGCAAUUACUUUCUAAGGAGCUUGCGGUAUAUUGGCAUGUUGUCAAUGGCUAUUUGAAUGGAAAAUACCAGCGAAGUGAUGGAAAGUCGCGCAAAGAUACGAGGUCCCGCAGAUUGUUAUCUUGCAAACAAAUGACCAACGAAAUCAUCCUUCGAUAUUGUAGCUUGUUGUCUGAAUUUUUCGUGCUCUCCUCGGAUCCCAACUCUGCAUCAAUCCGUUCUCCAAUCACACAACUAUCAGAAUUCGCACCGAAGUACGCGAACUCAGUCCAGGCCGCCUUUUAUCUCCGGAAGCUCUUCGACCAUCUAACCGAAUGGGUGCAUGAAUUUAUGCAUCUUGAGAUACCCAAGGAGAGCCUCAAUUGUCUCACAGAGUUUCUUGAGAGUGCGGGCUUCAAGUUUCUAUCAACUAUAUCUACCUAUUGGGUCAAAGACGCCAAGAUUUUCCAUCUCCUUGAAGAUUGGGUGCGUCCUGAGCGGAGUGAGGACGAGAGUCAGCCGGUCGGAACAACGAUGUACUUGAAGCGGAUGGACAAUUUUCAGCGAUACAUGAUGCUCAAUUCGUACUGCUUGUCGGGAGGCAAAGAGCAGGCAGGACUUCAGAUUAUGGGCAGCCCGGGUCGGACUGACCAAUCAGCAAGCAAAUCCAAAAUGAGUAGGAGCUCGAUCCCUGCCACUAAUUCAAGAAAGGCCCAGGCUGCUUUCCUUGAUGGUCUGUAUGGCUUUUUGGAUGGUUUGGUGCACAUUGCAUUCACUUCGACGAAACCUCGACCGGCGCCACCUGAGACUCUAUCCUCAUCGAUCGAGCUUGGUUUCACUUCUACCUCCAUGGAUAACGAGACGAUUGCCAAGGGAGAGAAAGGGAAUGAGUCUGAUGAAGAGGAAAUUGACAUCCGUUUGCUGUUAACAAUCAGCAAUCUGUCGAACUUCACGGCCGUCUACAUUCCUAGGCUAUUCCAUCAGUUUUCUGAAGCCUUUUCUUCGGACAUGACGAACGACCUAGAAACUUUGAUGGAUGUGGUUGGGCAAUUGGACACACUUUUACUAGGAGAUUACAUCAAAAGAAAGGCCGAGAUCCUAUCUGAGAUCAUUCAAACAGGUGUCCUUGGUGGCAAAGUGGAUUGGCUGACAGCCCCUAAGCCGACUGGCGUCAAUUCGUUUGUCUACGAUGCCCUGUUAACCCUAGUCUUGGUACAUUCUCAAGUGACAAGCCUUGUCGGACCAAUACCAUCUAGCCAAAGUGGUGGUGAAUCACUGGUGAAAGUCGUGCUGUCCAAAUUGGUUGAGGAACUUGCUCAGGAAUGCUUGAACGCGUUUGGCAGUGUCGAAAAGUUUGGAAUGGGUGGAAUGUUACAAGCGACACUAGAGAUUGAAUUUAUACAUCGAACGCUCUCGGCCUACAUCACACCGGAGGCAGACUUGAGUAUGCAAGGUAUCUACCAGAAGAUCACCAGUGCCUACCAACGUGCCCCGGCCCAAGGUGAAAGGGAUGGGGCUAAUAACGAGCUCCAGAAGGAGUUAGAGGCCUUGAAGCGGACACUACAUCUUAGCCGACGGACUACCGCUUUGGCAUUCGUUUGCUUCAAGAAACCAAAAGCCGCCUCAUCCGCUUCACCACAUGAGGAUAUCACGGAACCUGUGACCAAAUAA
Molecule: messenger RNA, 2847 nt
Organism: Puccinia triticina
Lineage: Eukaryota; Fungi; Basidiomycota; Pucciniomycetes; Pucciniales; Pucciniaceae
Exons: 16
Coding region: 1-2847 (948 amino acids)
Biological process (GO): exocytosis; Golgi to plasma membrane transport
Cellular component (GO): exocyst
Source: RefSeq, a predicted model, not a curated record